GCAACCUUAGUCACUUCCUCAUUUACUACCGUGUUCUCGGUGUCCGAGAAAGAACUGUCUGAGUAGAUAUUGAAUGUUGCAAUACACCCAAAGAGGCGCAGGUCUGCAGUGAAAUGGAGAAGUUUUUCUGGCUGUUUCUGGUGGUUAAUGUUAAUCUUGCGUCAUCAGCCUCACACUCUCUGCAGUACCAUUAUACUGCAAUCACACCAGGACUUCAUUUCCCAGAGUUCAUUUCAGUGGGUCUGGUGGAUGGAGAGCAGUUUGUUUACUAUGACAGUAACAUCAGGAAGAAGAUCCCAAAGACUGAGUGGAUUGAGAAGAAUGAGGGUGAAGAUUACUGGAACACAGAGACAGAGACCAGUCAGGAUCAUCAGGAGGCCUUCAGACAUGAUGUGGCUAAUCUAAUGAAGCGCUUCAACCAGACUGGAGGUGUUCACACACUGCAGCAGAUAUACGGCUGUGAGCUGGAUGAUGAUGGUACUAUUAGGGGAUUCUGGCUGUACGGCUAUGAUGGAGAAGACUUCAUCAGCUUUGAUCUGAACACUGAAACCUGGACUGCAGCUCAUCCUAAAGCUGUUAUUACCAAAAGGAGGUGGGAGAGUCAAUACGAGGCAGCUUUUGUUAAGGCCUACCUGGAGAAUGAGUGCCUCUAUUGGUUAGAGAAGUAUGUGGGCUACUGCAGAUCCAGUCUGGAGAGGAAAGUCUCUCCUGAGGUGUCUCUGUUCCAGAAGGACUCUUCUUCUCCAGUGGUGUGUCAUGCUACAGGUUUCUUCCCCAAAGCAGUGAUGAUCUCCUGGCAGAAGAAUGGAGAGGAUCUGCAUGAGGACGUGGAGCUCAGAGAGACGCUACCCAACCAGGAUGGAACCUUCCAGAAGAGGAGCGUUCUGACUGUCUCACCUGAGGAGCUGAACAAACACAACUACACCUGUGUUGUUCAGCAUGGUGGACUGGAGAAGGAGGUACAGGUGCUGCGGGCAUCGGGUCACACAGGGGGAGGAUCUGAGGACACCAGUACUGGAAUUCAUGUGUUCAGUGUUGGAAUUGCAGUCGGGCUCGUUCUUGUUCUUCUCCUUGUCAUCUUAAUUACUGGAGAGAUUGUGUUGAAGAGGAGGAGAAGACCUGCCUCUAGUGGAGCCCCAUCAUCCAACACUGAAAAAUAUUGUUUCCAAGAGACUCCCAGCCAAGAUGCUGAGGCUGAUCCCUGAACAUGUCCUCCUUAGUGAAGACGACUCAACAGCUCCUCUACUUCCUCAGGAGACUGAAGAGGAGCAGCCUGUAAACACUUGUCCUCA
This is a messenger RNA of Colossoma macropomum (tambaqui), 1292 nucleotides long. RefSeq names its product class I histocompatibility antigen, F10 alpha chain-like. Gene Ontology annotation, biological process: immune response. NCBI's taxonomy places the organism in Eukaryota, Metazoa, Chordata, Actinopteri, Characiformes, Serrasalmidae. Bases 114 to 1205 code for a protein of 363 amino acids. Gene Ontology annotation, cellular component: external side of plasma membrane. The transcript is spliced from 6 exons. The record is from RefSeq and is a predicted model, not a curated record.